AUGUCAUUCUAUGGAGUCAAUCUAGGUGUUCUCAUUUUCUUGAAUUCUGUACUCUUUUAUCGGGAGCGGAAAAGCAAAACCACGACCCCGCCCUCCAAGGUCGACCUUGAGGACGAUUCAGAUGAAGAGCUGAAGGACGUUGACACGGAACCCGGCACGGGAGUGUUCGAUUUCACGAGGCAGUAUCUGGUUGGACAUUUGCUGGCCUAUGCCGCCGACUGGCUGCAGGGGCCGCACCUGUACGCCGUCUACAAAUACGACAAGAAGCUUGCAGAGACUUAUGUCGCCGCCCUGUACGCAACUGGCUUCAUCUCCGCAGCCCUCAGCGGCGCCUUUGCCGGGCAACUGGCGGACAGGUUCGGCAGGAAGAAGGCGUGCCUUGUAUACUGCGGCACAUACGCGGCGUGCUGCCUGUCCAUGCUGUCGGACAACAUCCAUGUCCUAUUCGCUGGUAGAUUCUGCGGAGGGAUCAGCACCACGCUGCUUUAUAGCGCAUUCGACGCCUGGAUGAACACAGAAUACCACAGGCGCGAGCAGUGCUUGUCGCUGAGCACUCUGUACGGGCGGUUGACAUUUUACAACUCGAUCGUGGCCAUCGGGGCUGGAAUGACCGGAGAGGUACUGGUUUCUCUCACUGGGACAAAGAUGUCGCCGUUCUUGCUGGCCGUGAUGGUACUCGGCGGCACUGCCAUGUGGAUCAGCUUGACAUGGAGCGAGAACUACGGCAGCCAGGCAAAUGAUAUGCCCGAGACUUCGUUCGUCGCGGUGGCACUUGCUGCUGUCAAGGAAAUGUGGCGAGACAAGCGCAUCUUUGCCCUCACGACAGCGUCCUCAUUAUUUGAGUCUAUGAUUGCCCGCAAAGUCUCAGGAACCACGGAGGACCCGCCCUUCGGAAUCAUCUUCGCCAGCUUCAUGUGCUGCAUGAUGGCAGGGUCGACCAUAUUCAACAUGACUCGGCGCUCACACGAUGUCACCAGCGCAUCUUCCAUCCUCAAAGCCGCCAUAAUACUUGCCAGCGUGUCGCUGUCGUCGGCCGUGAUCACCCAGUCUCACGAGUACCUGGUCUUCUGGGCAUUCUGCCUGGUCGAGCUGUGCGUGGGCAUGUAUUUCCCGAGCAAGGACUUUCUGAAGAGCAGGAUUAUCGAGGACAAUUCUAGGGCCAAUAUCAACAGUAUUAUGAGGAUGCCUCUGAGCACAUUUGUCGUGUUGGCGCACUCGCUUGCCGAAGAAGGUGAUCAUCAUCGAAACAACGUGUUCGUGACAUUUGGAGGGGCUCUACUCGUGGCUUUGGUCAUCACUCAUCGAUAUCUUCAAUGA
Diaporthe batatas is the source of this 1317-nucleotide messenger RNA. RefSeq lists its product as uncharacterized. Gene Ontology annotation, molecular function: molybdate ion transmembrane transporter activity. Gene Ontology annotation, biological process: molybdate ion transport. NCBI's taxonomy places the organism in Eukaryota, Fungi, Ascomycota, Sordariomycetes, Diaporthales, Diaporthaceae. The record is from RefSeq and is a predicted model, not a curated record. The transcript has 6 exons. Gene Ontology annotation, cellular component: membrane. The coding region runs from base 1 to 1317 and encodes 438 amino acids.